CCAUUCGGCUACCAAGAUGCCUUACGGAAUAGGCGUCCCCUUAUUUUCUCUACUUUUUAUAUUAUUUUAGUUAUUUCAAAAUGCAAGCAACAGAGCAACAAGUUGGCUCAACUUGCUCAAAAUGUCCAAGAUGUGAUAAAUUUUUGGGAUCUUUGGCUCUCAAUUUUGCAAUAA
Messenger RNA from Caenorhabditis elegans, 174 nucleotides. Lineage: Eukaryota; Metazoa; Nematoda; Chromadorea; Rhabditida; Rhabditidae. The record is from the annotation of a RefSeq genome assembly.